CAAAGUAUCUUCCUACCUUAAGUAUCGUUACAGUUAAAUCAGACGUUCGAUAUAUUUCAAAUUGGUUGAAGUCAGUGAAACCUAACCUUAAUGUAAAUAUUCAAAUUCACAUUUAGGUUAAAGCACGAACAAAACAGGAUAAAAUUUACAUUUCGAUACAUUUUGAUACAUUUUUGUAGAGCUUCAUUCGACAUAAAACCGCAAAGGGUUAAAUGUUUAAAAAAUUCAAAACUUUAUACUUUAUCAUUCAGGUAGAGAACAUAAUUGAUUCUGCAUACUUACAACGUGCUGUUACAGUAAUGUUAUUUAGUGUUUUAGCUGCACAUUUAUUUAAAGGUUACCAAAGUGAAGAAAAGGAUAUGCAUGCUCUAUUUCAUUUCAAACAAUAGAAAUUUUACAGUGAGGUUAUGUUUGAAAAUUUGUAUUAAUUAUAUCAGCGACGAUUUGAUAUCUUUCGUAUAUUAUUAGAAAUGUUUCCAUGUAUGCUUGAUUUCCAUGAUCUUCGGUUUAAUGUAAGAAAGAAAAAAAACAAUAUGGCAGUUAUUGUGGACAAUAAUUGUUAUUCGUACAUAAUCAAAUCACAUGGUUUUUUCUGUGUUUAAUUUCGCACAUGAUAUCCGAAUGAUGAGGCUCAAUCGUACAUACAUAUGUACAUAGAUUAAUAGUGAUAGAACAAACAUGAAGUGAUUCAAAGAGCGUUGUAAAAUACAUUGUGAGAUGUAUAAACAACACAACCGUAUAUUCGUUUAAAUGUUUUUGAAACAUAUAAAUAAAGUUUCUUGUAAAAAAACGUUAAACAGAGAUAAAGUAAAAUUUUAUUUUUCAUUAAAAUUGACAUAGUAAGGCUGCACUUUAGUAUGGCAGAUUAAAAUUAUUUUUAUAUAUUAUUUAUAGUAAUAUACUCAUCAUUUUAUAUUUAUUUAAUUUCAUUGAAAAGAUCAUCACUAAAUCUGGUAAAUAAUACCGAAAUAAAUUAUUUAAUUAAAAGAUAACAUAUAACAACACUCUGCAACAAAAGAAUAAUCAUGGACUCCAUGCUUGAUUUACCUUCUUCGGAAAAAGAAUUAGAAGGAUUAAUAGAGAAGGCAAAGGAUUGGGCACUUAUGCACGGUCUCUGUAUGAGAUCGAAAGCAAAUUUUAACAAAAAUAUUCUACAAUUUGCACCAUUCAUUCUGAUGCCCUCUCCAUUUCCUAGAAAAGAGUUCGACAAUGCUUGUCACAUUCAAACAGUAUUAAACAUACUUAUACAUAGAGUUGCCCAGGAUUACAAUUUUUUGAAAGAGACUUUAGAAGAGACGAUAAAAGUUGACAAUUUUACCAAAGAACUGUUCAAUAUAUGUAAAAUUGUAAAUGAUAACGGAGGAUCAGCACAAAAAAUAUCCCUUAGUAUAUUGCGGUCAGAUUUAAUGUUAGAAACAAAUUGUUCACAAGAAGAGAUGGAGAAGAAUUGUUUGCCGUAUUGUUGCUGGAAACAAGUAGAAAUAAACACAAUUGCUUCGGGCUUUGGUUGGUUAGGACCUGCUUCCACAGAAUUACAUAAAUUUGUAUUAAGAGAACUUGGGCAUCACGAAAAAAUAAAAAAUCUUCCAGAAAAUAAUGCAUUACAAAUUAUAUGUUCAAGUAUAAUAGAAGCGUGGAAUAUCUAUGGAGACCCACAAGCAGUCAUUUUGUUUGUUAUUGAAGACAUUACAUAUAAUAUAUGCGAUCAACGCUUCCACGAAUUUGAAAUUAGGAAGCAAAAUCCAAAUAUUAAAGUCAUACGUCGAAACUUAACACAAUUAGCUGCCACUGCAACAUUGGGUUCCAAAAUGGAAUUGAUAGUUGAUACUUACAUCGUAGCUGUAGUAUAUUAUAGAUGUGGUUAUGAACCUGGACAAUAUCACACAAGAAAAGAAUGGGAUGUACGAUUGUUAAUAGAAAAGUCUUUAGCUAUUAAAUGCCCCACUAUUCAAUAUCAUUUAGCAGGAACCAAAAAGGUUCAACAAGCCCUUGCAAAGCAUGGUGUCAUCAGUAAAUAUCUAAAAAAUGAAAAGGCAUGUGCUGAAAUUAAAGAAAUAUUCACUGAACUUUAUGCAUUAGACUUUAACGAUCAUGGAAAUGCUGCUAUAGAAAUGGGGAUUGCAGAUCCGCAUCGCUUUGUACUAAAGCCUCAACGAGAAGGAGGUUGCAAUAACAAAUACGGAUCAGAUAUAAAAGAAUUCUUAGAAUCUGUAAAAUAUAAACAAGACAGGGUAGCCUGGAUUCUUAUGAAUAAAAUUCAUCCUCCGAUUCAUAAAAGCUAUAUGAUUAGACCGGGAGACAACGUUAAUAUAAAACCACAGGAAUUAGUUUCUGAGUUAGGAAUAUUUGGCGUUAUUAUUGCCGAUGAGAAUAAUGUGUAUGUGAAUAAACAAGGUGGUCAUAUGUUGAGGACAAAAUUAGCUACUGCUAACGAGGGUGGUGUAGCAGCAGGAUUAGGUGCAUGUGAUAGUCCACUUCUAAUAGAUUAAAAAAUAUUUGUACAUAUUACAGGAACAUUAUAAGUAAUAUUUUUAGAAUAGUUUAAGGACAGGUCGUUUAUAUUAGUUUAUUUUAUUGUUUUAAUAAUUACUGUUAUGCAUUUUUUUUCGAUAAGGUUUUCGUUAACAACGAAAAUGUUAUUAGAUUAUUAAUAAUAUUAUAUUAUAUAGAUUAUAAUAUAAUUUGCAUUUCCUAUUUUUAUGUGAUAAUUUGUUAUACUAUCUUCAACAAAUGAUUGCAAAAACUAUAAUUACAAUAAAUACGAUAUGAAACUGUUAAAAUAUACUAAGAUUAUAAAAUAUAGGUACUGGGGCAUGAAUAAUAAUAAAAUAAUAUACAUUUUACACAUCAAAGUAUUGUAAUUUCAUUUUUCUCUGUAAUUUAAUAUCAUCUACUAUUAAACCAAUAUUAAUGUAUUUGAAGAUGAUGAUGUUAAGUAUUUGGUAA
Molecule: messenger RNA, 2946 nt
Organism: Hylaeus anthracinus
Lineage: Eukaryota; Metazoa; Arthropoda; Insecta; Hymenoptera; Colletidae
Product: glutathione synthetase-like
Exons: 3
Coding region: 1026-2489 (487 amino acids)
Biological process (GO): glutathione biosynthetic process
Cellular component (GO): cytosol
Molecular function (GO): ATP binding; glutathione synthase activity; glutathione binding
Source: RefSeq, a predicted model, not a curated record